AAUCUGAUUAAAAUAAGAUCUUUGAUCCGCUCUGACAAAUUCGAUGUCGCUACACAAAGAUCUGAAGACAUCCCGUACAGGGUCACGUCAGAAUGAACUUUCAUGACCCAGGGUCAGCCAAUGAAACUCUUUCAUAUUAACCAAUCACUGUACGCUUUUCAUUUCAUGCUCGGUAUAGCUUUAAAAAUGGCGGACACAGAUGAAGCAUUGAAGAAAUCGUUGUCAAGUUUUAGUAUUGACUCUUUAAAGCCGGAACAGAGACAAAUAUUGGAUAUAUUAGUCGAAAGGAAAGACUGUUUAGUUAUAUUGCCAACAGGAUUUGGAAAAUCGCUUCCUUUUCACGUAUUCUUGCCGGUUAUUCGCGAGAUAAGAGCAGAUUUUAACCAAAGUGUCAUGUUAGUGUGCUGUCCUUUAGUUGCAUUGAUGCAGGACCAGGUGGCGAAGUUAGCAACAAUAAAAAGUGUUUCGGCAGCAUACAUAGGAUCAAGUGUAGAAAGCGAUGCCCGUAUCCUGAAUGGGGAAAUAGAUAUCAUAUAUGCAUCUCCAGAACGAGUUAUAAAUGAUGCUGGGUGGAGAGAGGGCAUAACUAAGUUAAAAGUUUGUUCCAUCGUUAUAGACGAGUUCCACACCAUUGCAACAUGGGGUGAAGACAUAAGUGGACUAAAUAAACAAGCUUUCAGAAAGUGGUUUGCUUCUGUUGGAGAACUGCGUUCUUUAUUUCCACAAGCCAAUGUUGUGGCAUUGAGUGCAACCUGCACACAAAAAAUUAAGAAACGAGUAAUGAAGCAGUUGUGUUUUGGACCAAACACUGUGGAAAUUUUCAAGUCUCCAAACAAAGCCAACAUUAAACUUUCAGUGUGUAAAGUUUCAAAUGAACUGGAAAUUGCAAUGUCAUGGCUUGUAGAUGGUUUGAAACAAUUGGCUGGUGAUUUUCCAAAAACCCUGUUGUAUUGUUACAGUAUUAAUGAUGUGUCAAAACUUUACUCUUAUUUUUCUAAAGAGCUGGAUGAGGAGACAUUUGGCUCCUUAAUUGAUAUGUUUCAUUCAGAAACUCCCCCAUCCAAAAAGGAAGAAAUAGUUAAGUUUUUGGGAGAUAAAACAAACAGUAGUAAGAAAAGAUUAGUUAUAUGUACAAAUGCAUUGGGAAUGGGUAUUGAUGUGUCAAAUUGUUGUUUUGUUAUUUUGUUUGGAAUGCCUGACAAUAUUGUAGAUUUAGUUCAAGAAAUAGGUAGAAUAGGAAGAAAUGGUGAACAGUCAAUAGCAAUGAUACUGUUUAAUUCCUAUCAUCUGCGGCGUUUAAAUAAAGAUAUGAAAGAGAUUCUUUGUUCAAGUGACUGCAGAAGAUUGAAUAUUAUGAGGCAUUUUUUGAUGGACUCGGAUUUAAAAGAACUAAAAAAAGACACAGGAGUACAUACUUGUUGUGAUAUUUGCCAAAAAGGUUGUAAAUGUGACAAUUGUGAACUACUUCUUUUAGAGAGACUUUUAGAGAAUGAAGUUCUAACUGACACGGACAGUACUUGUAGUGAUAAUUCAGAAAAUACAGAGGACUGUUGGGAAAGUACAUUUGCCUCAGAAUUGAACUUUAACCUUGAAAUCUGAUAAGAACAGUUGC
Magallana angulata is the source of this 1612-nucleotide messenger RNA. Its product is annotated as bifunctional 3'-5' exonuclease/ATP-dependent helicase WRN-like. Gene Ontology annotation, molecular function: nucleic acid binding; ATP binding; 3'-5' DNA helicase activity. NCBI's taxonomy places the organism in Eukaryota, Metazoa, Mollusca, Bivalvia, Ostreida, Ostreidae. Gene Ontology annotation, biological process: telomere maintenance; double-strand break repair via homologous recombination. The record is from RefSeq and is a predicted model, not a curated record. The coding region runs from base 103 to 1599 and encodes 498 amino acids. The transcript is spliced from 3 exons. Gene Ontology annotation, cellular component: nucleoplasm; cytoplasm; chromosome.